AUGGCAUAUUCUCUUGAUUUGAAGCAGCAUCACUCAUCACGGCUACGUAGAUAUCGGCCGGCUGCGACUGAAUCGGCCACUAUCAAGUCUGUCAACCAGAAUGGUAGCGGAGGCAAUGAGGUUGUGGGCAUGCGUGUCGGAUCGUUGCAGUAG
Molecule: messenger RNA, 153 nt
Organism: Aspergillus fumigatus Af293
Lineage: Eukaryota; Fungi; Ascomycota; Eurotiomycetes; Eurotiales; Aspergillaceae
Exons: 1
Coding region: 1-153 (50 amino acids)
Source: RefSeq, a predicted model, not a curated record